AUGGAUUUUGAAUUUUUUGACGUAUCUAAAAUUGCCACUCCCAAUAAAAUUUCACCAGUUAUUUCACCUUCGAACAACAAUAAUAAAAAUAACGACAAAGUUGAUGAUAUCCCUGAAAACUCUUCUUCAGCCAAUGAUAGGUCAAAACUUUUGGACCCUAAUGAAUAUCUCGAAGAUAAAGAUAUGGAAGAAGACCUAAAAGAUUUUACAGUUAUUACCAAAGCUACUCCCUUUGUAAUUGCUACUCAUAUUAAGUUUACACCUAAAGAAAAGAACAACAGCAAAAUUAUUCACGCUAUCAAUAAUGUUUUUGCUCAAAAUAACGAUUUUCGAGGAGUUUUUAUUCAUCGCGUCAAUUUGACGCAUUCUAUCAACACUUUCUGUGAUUUCUCCCAAUUUAAAGCUAAUAUGCAAUUUAACGAAAGAACUAUUCAUGUCACUGAUAUUCCUCUACAAAUGAAGCCUGCUAAUAUUAAACAAGUUUUUGCCAAAUAUGGAACUGUUAAUGACUUUAAAAUGACAGUAAGAG
This is a messenger RNA of Funneliformis geosporum, 529 nucleotides long. The record is from the annotation of a GenBank genome assembly. NCBI's taxonomy places the organism in Eukaryota, Fungi, Glomeromycota, Glomeromycetes, Glomerales, Glomeraceae.